Sceloporus undulatus (fence lizard) is the source of this 1463-nucleotide messenger RNA. RefSeq names its product protocadherin gamma-B5-like. Gene Ontology annotation, biological process: homophilic cell-cell adhesion. The record is from RefSeq and is a predicted model, not a curated record. Gene Ontology annotation, cellular component: plasma membrane. Gene Ontology annotation, molecular function: calcium ion binding. Bases 138 to 1463 code for a protein of 441 amino acids. The transcript has 2 exons. NCBI's taxonomy places the organism in Eukaryota, Metazoa, Chordata, Lepidosauria, Squamata, Phrynosomatidae.
AGCAAAUAGAAAAGCACAGGAAGAGAAGUAAAGAUAACUAAGCCAAAACAAAGGAUUCGGUUCAUUUUUCACUGCUGAACACCUCCCUCUUUUGGAUGGGAAUUUAAAAUCCUGUGCUUGUCAAAAGGAACAAGAAAAUGAAGAAGGGAAUCCUGCAUGGAGAAAGCUUUGAAACACCAAUCAGGCAAACAAUGCUUCUCAUAUUAUCAUCUUUGUUUUGUGGAGUUUUUUUGGAAGAAGUUCACUAUUCCAUCCCUGAGGAGAUGGCAAAAGGAUCUUUUGUGGGAAAUCUAGCCAAGGAUUUGGGACUGAAUGCCAGAGAAUUGAGAAAAAGGAAUCUUCACAUCCUUUCUGAAGGUAAAAAGCAGUAUUUCACUAUCAGUGCAGAAAAUGGAAACUUACAUGUGAAUGACAGAAUAGAUCGGGAGGGAAUGUGUGGGGAGAGCACCCACUGCUUCAUUGAUUUUGAGGCUGUGAUUGAAAAUCCUUUAACUAUUUUCCAUGUAAGUGUAGCAGUCCAGGACAUUAAUGAUAAUGCUCCACAAUUCUUAAAGGACAAUAUCAGGUUUGAAAUAAUUGAAUCCACAUUACAAGGGACCAGAUUUCCUAUUGGUAAAGCUGAAGAUCCUGAUAUAGGAAGGAACUCUCUCCAGAAUUAUGAAUUAAGUGCAAAUGAGUUUUUCAUAUUAGAGGUUAUAGAUAGUGUGGAUGGUGAUAAAUAUGCAGAACUGGUUCUGCAGAAAGCACUGGAUCGUGAAAGUGAACAGGUCCUCCAUUUGAUACUUACAGCCCUGGAUGGGGGUGAACCCAGAAAAACUGGCAGUGCUCAGAUUGGGAUUAAUAUCACUGAUGCCAAUGAUAACCCACCCAUCUUCAUGCAAAAAGUCUAUACAAUCAGCGUUGUGGAAAAUUCUUCUGUGGGCUCUUCCAUACUCCAAGUUGUAGCCACUGACAGUGAUGAAGGUUCAAAUGCUCACAUUAGUUAUACUUUCAGCAACAUCCUAGAAAGAGCCACACAGAAAUUCAAGUUAGAUCCACAUAGUGGAAUAAUCACAAUUAAAGAGACUCUGGAUUUUGAGGAAACAGAAAAAUACACUAUGUCAGUGGAAGCAAGAGAUGGCGGGGGAUUAGUGGCUCACUGCAAGAUUGAUGUAAAAGUACUAGAUGAGAAUGACAAUGCCCCUGAGAUGAAUAUUGCUUCCUUAUCUAGACUAGUUCCAGAAGGCUCUGUUCCUGGAACAGUAAUUGCACUUCUCAAUGUAAAAGAUAAAGAUUCUGGAGAAAAUGGGAAAAUUACAUGUUACCUACUAGGCGAUUGGCCGUUUAAAGUAGUAACAGCAUCUAAGAACUACUACAAGCUCCUCACAGAUGGUCCCUUGGACAGAGAGAAAAAACCAGAGUAUAACAUCACAAUCAUUGCCACCGACAAAGACUGGGACAAUCUCAUGCCAACGCUCCUUUGA